AUGAAGACCAAUUCACUCUCUUCCGUCGUUUUUUCAUCUUUCACCGUCGUUUUUCUCCUUUAUUCAAUACCCUUUUCCAAUGCCAUCGGCUCCGGCACCACCCUCGCCGUCGUCGACUCCACCGCCACCGUCUGCGGCAUCGUAUCAGCAAACCAAUCUCGUAACAUUGUCUGCUACCGUCACGGCCGUCUCAUCCCCGCCAUACCCGACGUCUCCUUCUCCUCAAUCGCCGGCGGGAAAAACUACUUCUGCGGCAUUAUUUCCGGUAACUACAGUAUCCUCUGUUGGGACACUGUUUCAUCAAACACAACUUUUGAAAGGAGAAGACUUUACUACAAUGGUACUGUUCUAUACGAGAAUCUCUCCGUCGGGGAUUCCCAUGUUUGUGCCACGGUUGUUAACCUCGGAACGGUGUCGUGUUGGAGAAUCAAUAAAGGUUUCGUUUUGCCAUCUGGGUAUGAUCAAUUUUCGUCGAUAACUUCUGGGUAUGGAUUCUCUUGUGGAAUUUUGAAGAGAAACAAUUCUGGGUCGGUUCGUUGUUUUGGGAAUGUGAAUGGAUCAAUAGCUGAAAAGAUAGAAAACGAGUUUAUGAAUGUUUCUAUGGUGAGUCUUGUAGCUGGUGAGUCACAUGUUUGUGGAUUGAAUUCAAAAGGGUUUUUAGUUUGUAAAGGAAGUAACAAUUUUGGUCAAAUUAAUGUUCCUAGUCAAGUUAAGCCUUUGGAGUAUUCUGAUUUAGCGCUAGGAGCUGAACAUAGUUGCGCUAUUAGAAGAUCUAAUGGUUCUGUUGUUUGUUGGGGUGGUAAAGGAUUGUUUUCUGUUAAUGCGACACAAAGAGUAUCUUUCGAGGUUAUUGUUUCAGCUUCGAAUUUUACUUGCGGAUUAACAACAAACAAUUUUUCUGUUAUUUGUUGGGGUCCUGGUUGGUUUAAUAACGGUUCGGAUUCGGUUUUUAAGCUUCCUUUGCCUCCUAUUCUACCAGGUGUUUGUGUUCAAUCAUCUUGUAGUGAAUGCGGUAUAUAUCCACAUUCUCAGUAUUUGUGUUCUAGUUUUGGUAACAUUUGUAAGGCGAAACCUUGUUGGCCUCAAAUGGAGGUUCUGGCGCCGCCAGAAGGAGAAUCACCGAUGCAGUCGGGGAUGCCGGUUUCGAGAUCGAAGACAUUGACAAAUGGUUUAUUGGCAUUUGUUAUUGUUGGAUCAAUUGGAACAUUUGCUGGUUUCUGCACUGUGGUUUAUUGUUUGUGGACUGGUGUUUGUUUUGGUAAGAAGAAAGUUCACAGCUCAGUUCAACCGACGAUAACUAGGGCUGGAAGUUUCAAUUGCGCCGCAUUUUCAAAUUUUAGUCCGCCUUCAAGAGCGUCCACUAUUAGGCGACAAAGUUCGAGGAUAAUGAGGCGUCAGAGAAGCGGAACUUCGUCGACAAGACAACCAGAUAAGUCAGAGGAGUUCACUCUUGCCGAGCUUGUUUCAGCCACCAACAGUUUCUCACCUGAGAACAAGAUUGGUGCUGGAAGCUAUGGUGUUGUUUACAAAGGUAAACUCGCUGAUGGCCGCGAGGUAGCAAUCAAAAGAGGCGAAACCGGUACGAUCACAAAGGUGUUUCAAGAGAAAGAGAGCGCAUUCGAGUCCGAAUUAGCCUUUUUGUCACGUCUGCAUCACAAGCAUUUAGUUAGGCUAGUCGGUUUCUGUGACGAGAAAGAUGAAAGGCUCUUGGUGUACGAGUUCAUGAAGAAUGGAGCAUUGUAUGAUCAUUUGCACGACAAGAAUAACGUCAACAAGAAUAGUAGUUUAUUGAAUUCUUGGAAAAUGAGGAUCAAAAUCGCAUUGGAUGCUUCGCGGGGAAUCGAGUAUCUCCAUAACUAUGCAGUUCCAUCAAUAAUUCACAGAGACAUAAAGUCAUCAAACAUUCUCAUUGAUGCGAAUUGGACGGCGCGGGUGUCUGAUUUUGGAUUAUCAUUAAUGAGCCCGGAUUCUGAUCACGACUACAUACCAACAAAAGCAGCUGGAACAGUCGGAUACAUCGAUCCCGAAUAUUACGGUCUAAAUGUAUUAACAUCAAAGAGUGAUGUAUAUGGUCUCGGAGUAGUUUUACUAGAACUACUAACAGGAAAAAGAGCUAUAUUCAAGAACGACGAAAAUGGAGGAACACCGGUGAGUAUAGUCGAUUUUGCAGUGCCUAUAAUCAUGGAAGGAGAAAUAGCGAAAAUUUUGGAUCAAAGAGUUGAACAACCAGAGAUGAAUGAAAAAGAAGCAGUGGAAUUGGUAGCAUAUACUGCAAUGCAUUGUGUGCAUUUCGAAGGAAAAGAUAGACCAACAAUGGCGGAUAUUGUAGCAAAUUUAGAACGCGCUUUCGCUCUUUGUGAUAGUAGUAGUCAUGGCAGCAUUUCAAGUGAUACAAUCUCUGUUGGAUCUGACUGA
Messenger RNA from Lathyrus sativus (Indian pea), 2415 nucleotides. Lineage: Eukaryota; Viridiplantae; Streptophyta; Magnoliopsida; Fabales; Fabaceae. The record is from the annotation of a GenBank genome assembly.